CUUUUUUAUUUAUCUUAUCAAUAUAAUCUUUUGAUUAUAUCAACCAUUUAUGGCGGAGUAAUAUUAAGCAACACAUAGAAAACUGACCAUGCUCCUCCCCAUUGCAAGUGUUAUUUUUUUCUAUGAGUUAAUAGGGUCAACUUUGCAAAAAAACCAAUGACGGUAAGGUUCUAUUAAAAGUAAACUCAAGUUGCAUUUAAUCACAUUUAUUAACGCGUUUAAAACGAUUAUAUCUACUGUUCACCAAAUACCGACAAAGAUAUUAUUUUUGUUGUGAUUAUCCGCCAACACGAUCAAGGUCGCCAUUAUCAUUUGAAAUUUCAAGUAUCAAUAUGCACCAAACAUGACGCCCAACUUAGGGCAUGGAUCCUAGAAAUAAAUAUCAGUUACCCUCUACAUUACCAAAUACUUAUACCGUUGACGAUUCAUUAAGCCCGGGUAAUGACCAAAACCCUAUUUCGCCUAACUGGAAUUAUGGUCAUCAACAAUCAUCAAACAAUCAACUGACAACAUAUGACUAUAAUGGUUUUGGUCAAGCUCCAGCCUUUUGUGGUAUACAAAACCCAGUUUAUACUCAAUUGAACGCGUCUGAUCAUUCCGACAGUCAAUCGUCCAAUCAUUUUUUAUACGAUGAGCCUGCCUUGAAUGGCAAUUUCACGCAGUCAUACGCAGUACGAAGAACGCCACCUGAUUUCCAAGGAGAAAACGAUGAUUCCCGGGACAGUCCAUUGCAGUAUAGACGAGGUAAACGAACCUUGAAUCCAUUGCCCCGUCACAAACGAGAAUCACAUAUUAACGCCGAAUAUCGACGACGAACGAAAAUACAGACCGGAUUUGAUACUUUAAAGAAUUUGGUGCCUGCAUUAAGAGAUUCUGGCGGUGUUGAGUUAAAGGAAAGUAAAUCGGCUAUGCUUUUAACAGCUGCUGAAUAUUGUGGUCAGUUGAAAAAUGAAAGUUGUAGAUAUGACGAUGACAAAGCGGCGUUGAAGCAAGAAAUACAGGUCCUGAAUAAACAGAUACAGCAAUAUCAGAGUGACCUUCCAGCAGGCGGGGUUUGUGGUGUAGAGAAACCUCACUGCCAUCUAGAUCAAAUGCUUAAUAAGUAUAUAAGUGGCAGAGUUACUGAAGAUUGGAAAUUCUGGAUCUUUAGUUUUUUAGUGCGACCCUUAUUUCAACAUUAUAAAAGAAUGGUAUCAUCUAAUACAUAUGCAGUAUUUUAUAGUUCCAUUAAAACCUGGUCGGAUGAAUAUUUGUCGUUAACUAAUUUAAGACCCGAAAUCCUUAGCCUUUUAAGACAAAUUAGCACAAAGACGUCGAUUAUGACAACACCAGAUCUACUUCCACAAGAAGCUUUUGAAGAUUGCUUUGACAAGAAAUGUUAAUUCUUUCAACAAAAGACAGUAAGACGGGGCGAUACUCAAAGUUGACUGUCGUGGAAUAAUAACCAAACAGCUAGCGCCCUGUGAAUAAUAUUAUACCUAUAAAAGUUCAAACCCAUGAAAUGGUCCAAAAAUAUAUUGGUAGUAAUAUAGUAGUAUAGUAUAUUUCUAUAAAGACUGGUGUUACUAACACUAAUAAGAACACAAAACGUGUUAGUUGAAAAGUAUAUGACCGAAUUUAACUUGACUGGAGCCCAGUGUAUAUCAUUUCUUGGGGACUUUUCUAUUUUUGUUCAGCCGAUUCUUUUCAAACAAAUCAAAACAAUAAUGAAAUAUUGAUAAAGUUAUUUUUUGUUAAUCUAUAGAUCCAGAAUCUAGCCUUAUGUAACAUAAUAAAGUAUUAAACAAAUUGAAAAAUAUGUUUGCCCUGCCUGCAAAUAAGGCCCUGAUAUUAGUGAUUAAGUAUUAUUAUCAUAAAUAAUAUAUAUA
Messenger RNA from Patella vulgata (common limpet), 1868 nucleotides. RefSeq names its product carbohydrate-responsive element-binding protein. NCBI's taxonomy places the organism in Eukaryota, Metazoa, Mollusca, Gastropoda, Patellidae. Gene Ontology annotation, molecular function: RNA polymerase II cis-regulatory region sequence-specific DNA binding; DNA-binding transcription factor activity, RNA polymerase II-specific; protein dimerization activity. Gene Ontology annotation, biological process: regulation of transcription by RNA polymerase II. The coding region runs from base 363 to 1382 and encodes 339 amino acids. Gene Ontology annotation, cellular component: nucleus. The transcript is spliced from 7 exons. The record is from RefSeq and is a predicted model, not a curated record.